Molecule: messenger RNA, 2749 nt
Organism: Astyanax mexicanus (Mexican tetra)
Lineage: Eukaryota; Metazoa; Chordata; Actinopteri; Characiformes; Acestrorhamphidae
Exons: 6
Coding region: 111-1490 (459 amino acids)
Source: RefSeq, a predicted model, not a curated record
CCCACAUUUUGGAGAUCUUUCUCUGGCAGCUGAACCGCCAUUUUUGCUCUCUCCGUUUGGACUUGGAAGAAGGCCUGGGAACACGACUCCUUAGACCACCUAAGACUGCCAUGGCUAGAUUGAAACCUGCAAGACUAAAGGUCAUUUUGGGGGAGAACAACACUGAAAAACUGACCCUUCCAAAUGGCAUACCAGAGUCACUAGAUGAGCUUCACAGCAAGAUAAAGACUGUUUUUGGGAUUGAGGGCAACAUCAGAUUGCAAUACAUGGACAGAGAUUUUGACAAUGAAUUCUUUAAUCUAAAUUCAACCAGUGAGCUUCAGGAUUUGGGAACAAUCAAGGUGAUCCAGGAACAAACAAAUCCACCUUUAAACACUGCCAAUGAGACCACCUCAUCCCAUUUGGUUUCAUUUGAUUCUGACGACAAUGCUUCAUUGACAUCAGCUGACACUGUAAUUAUCUCAUCCCCUGAGUCUGUGUCCUCUCGAACACAACAGUGGCCAGAAGACUUUCCAGUUCCCAAAUUUUCGUACGACACUGAACUACAACUAGAAACGGGGAAUUUGGAGUAUCACACAAGUAACAAAAUGUUGACAGUCAGCUCCCGUGUUAAGUCUGAUAUCCUAAAUAGACUAGCAGAACAGAUCUACAAAUACAAAGCCUACCCAGAGGAUAUACAUUUCUGCAUCGUUUCAGAGGCCUUAAUUAAGAAGUACCCUUGUUUGAGAGAACCUGGCUCUUUCAAUGGCUGCUACGGCUGGAAACAGCGGUUGAAGUACAAAAUGGGAAACUACAGAACUCAGCUCAAGUUGCAGGGGUGUCCAGAGCUGUCUGUAAAUUCCCUCAAAUCCAAAGCUGCUACAGAUGCCUUCCCUGCUAAAAAAGUGAAGAGGCCAAAACGAGCUGAAGCUAACUUCUAUCCGUCCCUUCCUACCGGUGAGACUCUAGAAAGCCUUGAAAAAGAGAGACUUGAACUUCUCACAGAGGUCAGGAUACGGAGGAAUGAAAGGGUUAUCACUGGCAAAAUGGCACACACUUUUGCCUACAGACGUCAGGAGGUGGUGAACCAGGAACCCAGCAUUAAGGACUUUAAGGAUAGAUGGCCUGCACUGUUUCAACAGAAGGAGAUCAAUGCAGAGUUCCAAAGGCUCAUGGCUGUUCCACUGGAGGAGAGGUUCAUAGCCCAGCUCGACCACCACACAAGCCAGCUGAUCAAAAUCAUUCGUGCCAAAGGAGGAGCAACACAUCAAAAGACUGCUGACAUCAUGACUAUUUUGGACCAGACUGAGGACAUUCAUCUUCGGAGAGAGUGUGUGCUGAAAGCUAUAAUCAUCUUCCUGGGUGAAAAUGCAGAUGACCUGAUCAAGGAAUAUCAUGACUUGGAUGAUGCUCAGGGGGACCUGGAACAGCAGACCAUUGCUGUGUUUGUCAUUCGAAGAGGGGGGGGGUGGAGCACAGGAGCCGCCAGAAGACGUUGGCAUUGUCAUUGAGGGUGUGACUGUGUUGCAUGAACUGUCCUCAGUGGCCUCAGCUUGUGCCCUGCUCCUAGGUUUGAUAUAUGUGCUAAACCUAGCAUAUCCAAAACCCCUCCGGUUCAGUUUUGAAGUGCUCCAAAAAAUCAUCAUGCAACUUGAGCAGCAGAAGAUGUCCCCAAAAGUCCAAAACCUCUGUGUUAGACUUUGAAGUUAGCUUACAUUAGCUGAGAAUUUGUUUGAGCUCAAUAGGGGGGGUGGGGAGUUCUUCACAGUUUUUCAGUUUAAAUUUCUUUAGAUGUUACAGCUAUGUUUGGGCAGUUUAUUAGUAACACUGUGGAGCUGCGACUCUCUGCUGCUGCUGUCUUCUCCCAGUAACUUCUUUUUUUCUUCUCAUUGACAAGUGUACAGUUUUGAUGGCUGUUCUUACAGUCUCAUUGAAUCUCUUAUCGGAUAUGUAUCAGAUUUCAGUAACUCAUGCUGAAGUGGGAAAUGGAAUUGAAUUUUAUUUAUUUAUUUAUUUUUAUUUUUUUUGCUGGUAACAAAAAUACAAAGGAUAUGGGUUACAUGUGACAUAAAGGUCCGAGUUGGGACGCAUUUACUGGCACAAAACAUGUUUUCCUACUGCACUGUGCAAGAGUUGAGGCUUUUUCACAAAUCUUUGUAGGAGCAAGAGUUUUUUGUUGUCCAUGUAUUUCAUUUUAAUGCAUUUCAAAACCCGUUAAACUGAAACAAAAGGAAGCAUCUUUUCUUAAAGUGCUCACGGAAAUAGUCAUGCAACUUAAGCACAGAUAUUUGGCCUUUUUUCAUGUGUUGAAUCUUUUCUAUGUUUUAACGUACAUAUUGGAUUUGCUCUACCGCAAUGUGGAAAAGCCUUAGCUCUGAUUAUGCGCACAUUUUUGCAGGGGCACAUUAUUGCUUGUUCCAAUUGGUUUCUGUUUUGCUAUUUUUCGAGAAAGGUAGAAACAUUUUCUGAGCUGAUGGUUUCAAUUGUUAUAAUCGAUGUAUGAAACUUGAAGUGCCUUAACAUGUAGUUUGAAAUGAUUUGAGAAGCUGGAAUUGUGGAAUAUUUAGAUAAUUUGUUACUGUUUGUGCUACAUUUGUUGACCUCUUAAAUUCAUAUGGGUUCUAUGCUAUUUUUAAAUGUUUAAGCAUGUUUUGCAUGUGUGUUAAGAGGAAGGGACAAAUUACAUCUGUUUUAUGCAGGUUUUAUGCAGAUUUUAUGCAGAUUUUUGAGCUGUGAACUUUGCUUACAGAAUAAAAUGUGAAACAUUGGA